Messenger RNA from Seriola dumerili (greater amberjack), 1842 nucleotides. RefSeq names its product HIV-1 Tat interactive protein 2 (gene htatip2). Gene Ontology annotation, cellular component: cytoplasm. Lineage: Eukaryota; Metazoa; Chordata; Actinopteri; Carangiformes; Carangidae. The record is from RefSeq and is a predicted model, not a curated record. The coding region runs from base 65 to 904 and encodes 279 amino acids. Gene Ontology annotation, biological process: import into nucleus. The transcript is spliced from 7 exons.
AGCACCGUCCGUAAACAUGAAGCAACCAGGAAGUGCUCCAGCAAUUUAAUCGUUGCUCUUGGCAAUGCCUGUUAUGAAACUGUUGGUCACCUCCCUUGGAAAAGCAACCGGGUUCUUAACUCUCAUAGUUAUUGUCAUUGCGGCGGUUUUGAAUUAUUUCGACGACUCUGUUCCGGGUAAAUACACCAGCAUGGCUGAUGACAUGAAGACCCUGGAGGAAAACUUCAAGCAGCAAAAUAAAAGCUGUUUCAUCCUCGGUGCUUCUGGGGAAACGGGCAAGGUGUUGCUUCAAGAGCUGCUGGAGCGCAACGUCUUCUCCAAGAUUACCCUCAUUGGAAGGAGACAGCUCACCUUUGAGGGCAAAGCAUAUGAAAACCUGGUACAAGAGGUGGUGGACUUUGAGAAGCUUGAUGAUCAUGCUGUUGCCUUCCAGGGCCAUGAUGUGGGCUAUUGCUGUCUGGGAACAACCAGAGCAAAAGCAGGGGUUGAAGGAUUCAUCCGUGUUGAUCAUGACUAUGUUCUAAAAUCAGCUGAGCUCGCCAAAGCAGGAGGCUGCACACAGUUCCACCUGGAGUCCUCCAGAGGAGCUGAUAAAAACAGCAACUUCCUCUACCUCAAAGUCAAGGGACAAGUGGAAGCAGAUAUUGAGGCGCUGGGUUUUGACAGAUAUGCCAUUUACAGACCAGGCGUUUUGUUGGUGGACAGGCAGGAGAGUCGGCCUGGCGAGUGGCUGGCCAGGAAGUUCUUUGGUGCCUUUUCUGCUGUGUAUUCUACGUCCAUGGCCAUCCCAAUCCAAGCGGUGGCAAAAGCGAUGGUGUCAAACACUCUGCUUCAACCUGAGCAGAAGAUGGAGAUCCUGGAGAACAAAGACAUCACCAGUCUGGGAAAGAGGACAGGGAAAUAAGAGAGAGCAGGAAAUAGACAGAGCAGAUAUACGGAGAUGACUACAUACUGCAAACACUCAUCACAUCAUCAUCAGGAGUUUCACAGAACUUUAUUUAUUUGUGAGUUUUUCUACUCUCAGGAAACCAAAGGGUGUUUCUGUGAAAGCACUUGACUGUUUUUCAACCUGUGAAGCAAAAUAUUUAAUCUUGAAAUUAUAUAUGGGUUUCUUUUUCUCUGGUCUUUAUUAACAUUGUAAUAUUUUCAUCAGGAAACUAUUGCCAGGCUUUUUCAUGUUCACCAUUUGUGCUCUGAGACAACAGAUUGAACCACUGCCUUAUCAUAAAUCCUUGUGUUUAUUCUGCUCUAGAUUAAAAUAUCGAAUAUAAAAAAGAUAAUAUAAAGAAUAUCUGAUGACUAUAUCUAUACUACACCUGUACAAUUUAUAUUUUUUAAUUUUAGAUUCUUUAACAUGCAGACGCCAUUUAUUUUAUGAGUUUUUAUGAUAACAGCAAUGGAACAAUUUUGAAUAAGCUUUGUUGAUACUGAAUUUUGUCUACAUGUGUCUGAAGCCACACUGUGGUCCUACAAUCUAAGUUACCAGUUAGAGGCCUUAACUGGAAUGUAGAUGAUUAAUAACAGCAAUGAUGAAUUUGAACAUAUGAUCCCUUAUUCAUUUGUUUAUUCUUCAUUUAUUUUUGUUGGGUUAAUUAACAAGACAAAAUCAUCUACUUACCAAACUAUAAAUGUGGUAAUAAUGUCAAAUAUCAGAAUAUGAUGUGAACACGUGUUUAAUGAAAAAGAAGGAGUUUUUCUUUUAUUUGUUUUCAAUUUUCUACCUUAAUUUUAUGUACCCAUUAUUUUUGUUUUGAUGUAUGUCAUUGCUCUAAGUAAAGCACUUCACAUUGCCUUUGUGUUUGAGAGAUGAUAUUCAAAUAAACUUGCAUUUUCUCUGCUUGA